Etheostoma spectabile (orangethroat darter) is the source of this 518-nucleotide messenger RNA. Its product is annotated as sodium channel protein type 4 subunit alpha. The annotation marks the transcript as partial. Gene Ontology annotation, molecular function: voltage-gated sodium channel activity. Gene Ontology annotation, cellular component: voltage-gated sodium channel complex; plasma membrane. Gene Ontology annotation, biological process: monoatomic ion transport; membrane depolarization during action potential; transmembrane transport. The record is from RefSeq and is a predicted model, not a curated record. NCBI's taxonomy places the organism in Eukaryota, Metazoa, Chordata, Actinopteri, Perciformes, Percidae. The transcript is spliced from 3 exons.
GCUGUUAACAGAGUUUAUCAAAGUAGGGAACCUGCAGGCGCUGCGAACCUUUAGGGUGCUGAGAGCCCUGAAAACUAUCUCAGUCAUCCCAGUGUCCCUCUGUGUUGGCUCGUUGUUGCUCAGUGUGUCACCACCCCUCUGUGUGUGUCUGUUCUUGUGCUUGUGUCUCCCGCCUCGUUGCAGAUAUGUGACUGAGUUUGUGGACCUGGGUAAUGUGUCAGCCUUAAGGACGUUCAGGGUGCUGCGAGCGCUCAAAACCAUCUCCGUCAUCCCAGGCCUGAAGACCAUCGUCGGCGCCCUGAUUCAGUCGGUGAAGAAGCUCGCCGACGUGAUGAUCCUCACCGUCUUCUGCCUGAGCGUCUUCGCCCUCAUCGGCCUGCAGCUCUUCAUGGGGAACCUGCGGCAGAAGUGCGUCCGCAGCACGGAGCACUGCGUCAACGGCAGCCUGGCGGCCAACACCUCCUUCUACUGCAACAACAAGACCUGGGCCUCCGUCAGGGACUUCAUCAACGACGAGG